Molecule: messenger RNA, 1905 nt
Organism: Brassica napus (rape)
Lineage: Eukaryota; Viridiplantae; Streptophyta; Magnoliopsida; Brassicales; Brassicaceae
Product: protein ROH1
Exons: 1
Coding region: 611-1753 (380 amino acids)
Source: RefSeq, a predicted model, not a curated record
UCACCCGCAAACGCUAACUGGAAUUAGCUUUUGAUUUUAAUAGGUUUGAAGCGGUUUGAAGCAAUUUGUACCGAUUUGUAUGAUUGUUUCGAAACACUGUCAACCGCUAUCAACCGCAAAAACUGCAUUUGCGGGUGGUAGCAGAGAAACCAGUCAAGCCUUUUAUAUAUAAGGGAUGUAUGAACAUCUUCUGAAUGCACAUAUAUAUAAUUAUAGAUUCUUUUAGUUAAUGUAUUAUAUGGAUUCUAAAAUAUUUUAAGCAAUUUCAUUAUACAAUAAAAAUAACAAUUCAUGGUAAAACAAAAAUUAAUUGAAGCAAAGCUAAUUUGGUAAUACUGAUAAAUUAUUAACCAAAAUUAGUUAUAAAACUAUUACACCCCUCCAUUUAUCGAGGAAUAUAUUUAACCCUUUUUUAUUGUAGCCAAUAAAUCGCAACUUAAGGGUUCUAAAACAAAGGUGAAACUGAACUUACUAGAAAUAGGAGAAAAGAUUAAAAACUGUUCGCUUUGCUCCUUAUAAUAUCAUUCUCCCUUCUUUUUUGAUUCCCAUUACUUUAAAUUCUAGAAAAGAAAAAGUUUUUUUCCUAAAACUAACUCUUAAAAUUUCGAAGAUGCCAGAGACGGAUUUAUCGUUUGGAAGGUCAUUACUAAGUUUGCGUCGGGACCAAGUGCACUUAAUGGACCCAACUGAGCCUAUGAGCAUGGAGGUGGAGUUAGAUUCUUUUCAGAGACAAGUUGCUGAGAAAUUUAUUGAUCUCAACGCCUCUGCGAAUGACGAUGAGCUCCUCUCACUUGAAUGGAUAGGAAAACUUCUUGAUUCUUUUCUUUGUUGCCAAGAAGAAUUUCGAGUUAUAAUAUUCAACCACAAGUCUCAGCUUCUCAAACAGCCAAUGGACCGUUUGAUAGAAGAUUAUUUCGAGAGGAGCGUCAAAGCUCUUGAUGUUUGCAAUGCAAUUCGUGAUGGGAUCGAGCUGAUCGGGCAAUGGCAAAAACUAAUUGAAAUCGUACUAUGCGCUUUGGACGCGAGCCAUGGACAGCUCGGUGAAGGAGAAAUCCACCGUGCUAAGAAAGCAUUGAUUGAUUUAGCCAUUGGGAUGCUAGAUGAGAAAGAUUCUUCUAACUCGUUAGCCCAGCGUAACCGUUCUUUCACACGUAACAAGGACAAUAAUCAACACACUGGCUAUUUAAGGUCACUGUCUUGGAGCGUGUCACGGUCUUGGUCAGCCGCAAAGCAGUUACAAGGGAUAGGCAAUAACUUGGCCACACCUCGAGCCAGCGAUGUCAUGGCUACUAAUGGUCUAGCCCUAACGGUCUACACAAUGACAUCGAUAUUGUUGUUUGUUAUGUGGGUUCUUGUAGCCGCUAUCCCUUGCCAAGACCGUGGUUUACAAGUGCAUUUUUACUUCCCAAGGCAUUUCCAAUGGGCAGUACCAGUGAUGUCCUUGCACGAUAAGAUCAUGGAUGAAUCAAAGAAAAGAGAUAAAAAGAAAGCAUGUGGAUUGCUUAAAGAGAUUAAUCUAAUGGAGAAAAACACGAGAAUGUUAAGUGAACUGAUUGAUUCAGAUAACUUCUCAUUAACCGAUGAUAAUGCGUUAGAAGUGAAGGAGAGAGUGGAAGAGUUGAUGCAAGUACGUGAAUCUAUGAAAGAAGGUUUGGAUCCAUUCGAAAGGAAAGUUAGAGACGUUUUCCACAGGAUAGUUCGUAGCCGCACUGAGGCUCUUGAUUCCCUUGGAAAGGUUCAUGAUCAAGAAUAGGAAAACUUGAACUAUGUUUUCCUAUAUAUGGAAGUUUCAGAUUCAGUUGUGAGGAAUAUAUUGGAUAAAGAGAAAAAUAAUCUCUUGUUUUUUUUUUGCUUUUCAUCCUUGUAAAGGGAGGUGCUAAUCCCUUAUAUAUUAAUUGAGGAACA